GAGACAGAGGGAGGGAGAGAGGGAGGGAGAGAGAGGGGGAGAGAGAGCAGUGUGGACAUCUCUGAGGGAUCCAGCGGAGCUACACGGUGAGAAGCAAAAACGGAGCCGAACCUGAGCCCAGAUCGCAUUCAGCAAAACCUGUGAGAUGCUCAGAAACCACCUGACAGGUGAUUUACAGCAUUUAGACAAACCAGUGUGUUAGGACGUGCCCAACUCAUCAUCAGUGGGUAGCCCAUGCACAUGCAUGACACCAUGGGUAGCUCCCCCGAGGUGCUAUCGUGGACUUCAUGCCCCAGUCUGCUGGUGGGCAAGCUAAAGGAGGAGCUCAAACUCACUGUGGUUGGGGACGCCAUGAAGAAAUCAAACUCGCCCAACUCCCAACCUCAGCCUCCUCAGGCCCCUCCGUCCAAUUUACCUCCUCAGAUUAUCACAGACCUGGCCCCGCCGACACACCUGCCUGUUCCCCUGCAGACACUGCAAACACCCGGCCAGGACGAGGACUCAGUGCUGGGGGGUAUAAGUCCCCCUAACACAGCCUUGAGUGUGGACUCGACACGGAGCGAGGGUGGGCACUUUGACAACAGCGUGCUCCAGCUGCAGGAGCACGACCACGAGGAAGCCGUAUCUCCGGCCUCCUGUGAGCACGUUGGGUGUGGCAGUGGCAUGGAGGAGCAGACAGGAGAAGGAGAGUGUCCCAUUCACCACAGUGAAGAAGGGAGGCAGAGCCACCCCCAUCACCCUGAUGACAUCAAACUGCACUUCCACAGAGCCGGGCCUGGGUCGGGUGGCUUCUUAGAGGGUCUUUUUGGCUGUCUUCGGCCUGUCUGGAACAUCAUAGGGAAGACAUACUCGACAGAAUACAAGCUACAACAGCAAGACAUGUGGGAGGUUCCAUUUGAAGAGAUUUCGGAGUUGCAGUGGCUCGGCAGCGGAGCACAGGGGGCCGUCUUCUUGGGCAAGUUCCGCUCUGAAGAGGUGGCCAUCAAGAAGGUGCGCGAGCAGAAGGAGACGGACAUUAAACACCUGCGAAAACUCAAGCAUCCAAAUAUCAUCAGCUUCAAGGGUGUGUGCACCCAGGCACCUUGUUACUGCAUCAUCAUGGAGUACUGUGCCCAGGGCCAGCUGUAUGAGGUGCUGAGGGCGGGGAGGAAAGUGACCCCCAGGAUGCUGGUGGACUGGGCCUCUGGCAUCGCCAGCGGUAUGAACUACCUACACCUGCACAAGAUCAUCCACAGAGAUCUCAAGUCUCCCAAUGUUCUGGUCACCCACAACGACACUGUGAAAAUCUCUGACUUUGGAACGUCCAAAGAGCUCAGUGACAAAAGUACAAAGAUGUCAUUUGCGGGUACGGUGGCCUGGAUGGCCCCAGAAGUGAUAAGAAACGAGCCUGUGUCUGAAAAAGUAGACAUCUGGUCAUUUGGAGUUGUCUUAUGGGAACUGCUGACUGGAGAGAUUCCCUACAAAGACGUGGACUCCUCUGCCAUCAUUUGGGGUGUUGGCAGCAACAGUCUUCACCUUCCUGUCCCCUCCACCUGCCCGGAUGGCUUCAAAAUCCUCAUGAAACAAACAUGGCAAGGCAAGCCCAGGAAUAGGCCUUCGUUUCGUCAGAUCCUCCUACACCUCGACAUUGCCUCAGCUGAUGUCCUAGGAGCUCCUCAGGAGACCUACUUCAAGUCUCAGUCAGAAUGGAGGGAGGAAGUGAAGAAACAUUUUGAGAAGAUCAAAAGCGAAGGCACCUGUAUCCACAGGCUGGAUGAAGAGCUGAUCCGACGCAGGCGGGAUGAACUCAGGCACGCUCUGGACAUCCGGGAGCACUAUGAGAGGAAACUGGAGAGAGCCAACAACCUCUACAUGGAGCUCAGUGCCAUCAUGCUACAGCUGGAGGUCCGAGAGAAGGAACUAAUGAAGAGAGAGCAGGCAGUGGAGAAGAAAUACCCCGGCACCUACAAGCGCCACCUGGUCCGACCCAUCGUCAGGUCCAACGCUGUAGAGAAGCUCAUCAAGAAGAAAGGAAGCAUUUCCCACAAACCUGGAAUGCCCCCCACUAAAAGGCCAGACUUGCUUCGUUCUGAUGGGAUCCCCAGCGUUGACUCUCUCCCCUCCCCCUCGCCACUAUCAGCCAGCCCGAAGGUCUCCACACCUCCUGGUAAAGCCCGCUACAGAAGCAAGCCUCGUCACCGCCGCGCCAACAGUAAAGGAAGCCACAGCGAGUUCCCCGGGCUGCUGAAGCCUAUCGCUGGGGCACUGGAAGAUACCCAGUGUCUUCAGGAGCAGCAUUUCCACCAUCACCACCACCACCCACCAACCAUGGGGCCCUUCCUCCCCUUGAAGGGCCGCGAAGAGGCCGUCGUUAACUGUGCCAACAACCUGCGCUACUUCGGCCCCGCCGCUGCCCUCCGUAGCCCUCAGACAGACCACCUGCAGCGCCGUGUGUCUGGCUCCAACCCUGACCUCAUAUCCACCGCCGUGGAUGCAGACACACGGCAGCGGACUUCAUCCAUCAGCUCCAAUCCUGUCCCCGGUGCUGGUGCUGGUUCUUUGUGUCCCUGCUGCCAGGCUCACCCCUUCCCUGGCUGCCUACACUGUCAGGAGACCCCCCCUCCAUCAAACCACCCAGAGUUGUCCCACUACUCACUGCUCAACACCCAAGAAGGUACACCCUCUUCUUUAGGGGCUCCCAGCAAAGAUCAAGCCUCAGACGGAGAGGCCACAAAAAAGGCCGAGCCACAGGAACAAGAGGCAUGCCAACACGCUCACGCCCUGCCCACUGCACUGCCCCGCACUCUCAGACCUCUCAGGAAGGGUGGCGAUGAGUCAUCUGAAGAGGAAGAGGGGGAGGUUGAUAGUGAAGUGGAGUUUCCAAGGAGACAGAGACCUCACCGCUGUAUGAGCAGCUUCCAGUCCUACUCCACCUUCAGCUCAGAGAACCUGUCGGUGUCUGAUGGAGAAGAGGGAAACACCAGCGACCACUCCCACAGCGGGCCCCUGGAGAGGCUGAGCGCCAGUCAGGAGGAGCACCUGGAUGAGCUGCUGUCGCACACACCAGACAUCCCCAUCGACAUCUCCACCCAGUCGGACGGCCUCUCUGACAAGGAGUGCGCCGUCCGCAGGGUGAAGACCCAGAUCUCCUUGGGAAAACUGUGCUCCGACGAACACAGCUACGAGAAUCCGCUACAGUUUGGGGACUCAGACUGCGAUACAUCAGAAGCAGAGUGCUCUGAUGCCACCAUUAGAAACAACAAAGUCGGGGCUCCUUCCACGUGGUGAAACCUCCCCCAGGGCUCGGUUCUGUUUUUGCCUGGAGGCCAUCGUGUCCCACUCUGCCCUGCAGAAAAUACAGCAAUAAGAGGACGACAUUGUAAACAAAGCUCCCUAUAGCAAAGCCCCAUGCAGUCUCUCCCAGAACCCCCUCCACCCUUACCCUUACCCUUCCCUUCACAAAACCCAAUCUUCCCUCAUCUCUAGCACAGCAUCCGGGCAACCCAUGGCAGGGAUUCCCUUUUGAAUGAUAAUGUACAGUAGAUAGUGUAACAUUCAUAAUUUAUUUUUGUCUGAGUUUUGAAGGAAAAAUUCAGGACUUCUGUAUGUUCUCUGAUCCAAACAGAGGAAGAAAAAAAAAAAACAUUUUGAAACUGAGCAUGGGCUUAACUGUGUGUUGGGGAGAGGCUGAGAUUGGAUGAAGAUGCAGAUGGUGAUGAUAAUGAUGAUGAUGAUGAGAAGGAGGAUGUGUUGGAGUGCUGAUGUACACCGAGGCUGACAACCAGCAGCGUGGAGUUGCAUCACUGCUAUUGUCGGUCUCUCAGGUGACUGACGCAGACUGGGAGCGUCGCUACAAGCCUUUUGAUCUGGCUACGGUUGCUUUUCAGCAUCUUACCGUUUUAGACGGAAGUCCCCGACCAUACAAGGACUCCCUCUUACUAAAAGUAAAAGCCCAACCUGCUUUAUCAUGAGUUUACAGUGCAGAGCCCCAGUUGCCCCACGCCUCCCUCCACAACCACCCGCCCUCUAUCUUGGUGAGUGGGGAACAGGGAGCUCAUGAAAACAGUGCGAACACCAGCAUGAACCACCUGCCUCGCAACCGGACCCCCCUCUCUCUCUCUCUCUCCCUCCCUCUCCCUAGAGCCACCACAUGUGUCUAGUCAUCAGGAUCCCCGCUGAACUGUCCUAGCAUGCCUGUGCAGCUCGCAGAAAACGCGAAAAGCUGCCGGAAGACUGCAUGAAGUGGACAAGCCAGCAGACCAACAGAGAUGAAGACUCGGCUGACGGCUAAGGAAAAGAAUAAAACAAAAACAAAAAAAAGAGACUCUUCCUCUGUGUCCCAGCUCAUCCUUUCCUCCAAGACACGCCAAUGUCAUUGUCAUCAUCAAUCAGAUGUCAUGACCAGAGUUGUUGAGGGAGUUAUCAGAGAGUGUGUGUGUGUGUGUGUGUGUGUGUGUGUGAACACAAAAAAGCCCUUUCCUCUCCAUUAGACAUUACAGUUUCAAGUCUCAUCUCAGGAUUGUUCGAGGACUGCGAGAAACUGGACUGGACCAAUUCUUGUAUGUAGGAGUCUUCUUUGAGCGGCACAUAUUACAGACCACACAGGAACAUUAAAGAAGGUCUUGCAGAUAGCCUUGAUGUUCAACCCAUUAUUGCUGUAACAGACAUUAAAGUUAUGUAGACAUGUAGAGCGUUUUUUUAGUUGCAAUCCAGGUGCAGUAUCCCAUUUCUUUAAAAUCACUAGGUGCAGCGUCUCCAAUGUACCAUUUUCUAGCAGGGUAAUUUAUACUGUCUAAUAAGCAAUGUCCAAGAAUGCUCAUUGUUCUUCUGUGCUGUAGUGAAUAAAACAGCAAUAAUGUACUGUAGGUCGACGCUCAGGUGAGAAAUGGGAGUUGCUUGCUCAGGAUCUGGGGCGUCUAGCUGGCUAGACACAAUAUUGUGACUGGUGGCUAGAGGAGAGCAGCAAGUGUCCAAGCGACUUAUUAUAGAUGCUAUAUUUUUAAAUUGUCCCAUUUUUUGUGAACUUGCCUUUCCAGAGAUUGAUGCUCAGGUUUUUAUGUUGCCGAUUGACAGCAGGAGCAAUAUAUCAACAGCCACUAGAUGGCGACAGUUACAAUGACUUACUUCUCCUCAUGUUAUGUAAAUGUCCUGGUUUGAUUCCUUCUUUUCAACACAUGGUAAUUUAUGUCUCCUAUGACCAUCCAAAUCCAAGAAUCCCAGCAAUAUUACUUCUUUUUUUUUGUGUCUUGUUGUCUUUUGAAAAUGGAUACUGCAUCUGUGAGAGCUUUAUUCCCCCACCGCCACCUGUAGAGUGUGUGUCGUCCACCUUUUAAUGACUUAACGGUUGAAAAUUAGCCAGCCAGGGUUGAAAUCUAAAGAUAAUGAUGUCAAGACGUCAGCUGAAGUGUACACAGACGGCUGAGUUUCUAAGUUAGGAAUAUAAGCCAGAGACCACAAAAGGCCACAGAGCAAAUUUAGCUGCUCUUGGUUUUUCAAACAACCUCAUCUCAGUGUUAGUUACUCCUGUAUAUAAACACCUGUAAAUGUAAUGUAACCCCGUUUUUUGUCCUCUCUCUUUUAACGUAUCGCACAGCUCUGACAGAGGGCGAGCUGCUGUCACUGACGAGCAGCCGACUGGUUGAAAAUGAGCAGAAUAUAUCUGUAUUACAUCAGUAUUGAUCACCGCAGGAGGAGGGUGUGAGUCAUAAGAACAGAGUAGCACAAGGUGAAUUUAAAACUGUACUGAUGGAUCAAUUAUCAUUUUGUGCUUGAAAAAGGCUUACACCUGGUACUGAAAGCAGCUGCUGCCUCUCCUCGACCUUUCUUCACUCUUGUUUACGUACGUGUGAAAUAACCUAGUGUAUUGUAACGACUGGGUAAUCCGAUCAAGCUGUUAAUAACAUUGUCUAUCUGGCAUAUAUCCUGUGAAGUAUGAUUGUUGUAAAGUUUUAAUUUAAUAUUGAUUUCUUUUUUUUGUUCUUUUUUUUUGUAGCUGGCCUACAUGAUUAUUGAAUUAAUUUAUUAUGAAUGACUGGUAAAGGUGUUUUGUUCUUUUUAAUUUCAGGCAGCUUUAGAAAUAAUGUCAUGACCUAUGAUUUCUCCUGGAAAGUAUUAUUUAAAGGAAGCACAAUGAAUUGGUAUGGGAAGAGGACAGUAUUUGUAUGAUAGAACAAAAAAGCAUUGUCAUAUCACGUUAAUCUGGGUAUCAUUUAUUUUUUUUUAAAUCUUUCGUGACCCUGCAGAGGGGGACCAUUCGUUAUUUAGAUCAGCAUUGUGGAUGAAGCAUUGAUUUAACAGACUUUUCAUCAGUAAUUAACAAACAAGUGUUUCCUAAAAAGCUUUUUUAUGUCUACAUAGGCUAUAGGGAAUCACUUGUAGUACAAACCAAAAGCCAGUCAGUAGACUGUCAAACCAGGGUAAAUGAGACUUUACGUCUGAAGGCUCGUGUGAUGCCGAUUUCUGUACUUCUGCAGAGAUCCCUUCCUCUCAUUUUUAAUCAAAAACACCAGUUACUUACAUUUGAAUUUCUGUGAAAUUGUCUAUAACUGUGGACAUCAUGUUGCCUCAUCCCACGUAUCAAACAUCUGUUUCUUUGUUACUCUCAUUUCCAACUCCCUUCCCUGUUGAAUGGCAUUAUGAUCAACCAAUCCUGUCAGUUUCCUGUAUUAUCCAGUGUACAGUGCAAUGGGUAUCUGGGAGAAUAAAAUCAGAGCAAACAACUGCAUGGAAUAAAUGCUGAUGUACU
This is a messenger RNA of Morone saxatilis (striped sea-bass), 6724 nucleotides long. It is a transcript of the gene map3k13, whose product is annotated as mitogen-activated protein kinase kinase kinase 13. The transcript is spliced from 15 exons. Lineage: Eukaryota; Metazoa; Chordata; Actinopteri; Moronidae. Bases 235 to 3267 code for a protein of 1010 amino acids. The record is from RefSeq and is a predicted model, not a curated record. Gene Ontology annotation, biological process: protein autophosphorylation; JNK cascade. Gene Ontology annotation, molecular function: JUN kinase kinase kinase activity; ATP binding.